GACGCAGUAGUAUGCUACCGUCAUCAGACGAGUUUAAAAGAAUAAUACAGAAUUUAAUCUUUGUUACGAAUAUUAUUGCAUAAUAAAAUAACCAAGUGAUAAUUAUUGAAUAAUAAUAAAAAUUUUGAAUUUUAUAUUAUAAACAGUGUCAAAAAUGGAUAAUAAUAAUUCAUAUACAAUUGUUUUGACAAUCAUCGUUAUUCUAAUAUUCAUAAUUUAUUAUUAUUUGACGGAAAAACAAAAGUAUUGGGAAAAACGUGGAGUACCAGUUAUCAAAAGUAGUGUACCAUUUAUUGGAAAUAUUUGGCCAGUUUUGAUUAUGCGUAAAAGUGUUGCUCAAUUAUAUGAAGAAUGUUAUAAAUCAGCAUCUCAAUGUAGUAUGGUUGGACUUUAUAAUGUUGGUGAGCCAGAAUUAUUGAUAAGAGAUCCAGAAUUAAUAAAAAUAAUAUUUCAAACAAGUUUUACAAGUUUUGAAAAAAAUGGAAUUGAAAUAAAUCCCGAAUUGGAUCCAUUAGCAAGCCGUAAUCCAUUUUUUUUGCAAGGUGAAAGAUGGAAACAAGAACGAUCAGUUCUAUCAAAUAAUAUGUCAAGUGGAAAAUUAAAAAAUAUGUCACUUUCAGUACGUGAUGUUUGUAUUGAAUUUAAAAAUUAUAUAAAUAAAGAAAUAAAAUCAAGUGGUGAUGGUAAGUCAAUUGAAGUUGAAGCACAAGAAUUAUUUGCACGUUUUACAUCUGCAUUUAUUGCAAAAGCUGGUUUUGGAAUUGAUGGUAAUUGUUUCUCAAAUCAAUCAGAUAAUUUUUUUGAAAUAGCUAAAAUGAUGUUCAGUCCAUCGUCAUUUGAUGUAUUCAAAACUAUGAUUGUAUCAAUUUUUCCAUCAUUGAAUAAUAUUAUUAAAACGCAUUUUAUAUCACCAAAAAUAGAUCAUUAUUUUCGCGGGGUUGUUAAUGAUAUUUUAGAAUCACGAAAAAAAAAUAAUACUCGGGGUAAUGAUUUUGUACAACAUUUGAGUGAUACAUAUAAAUAUAAUGAAUCUAACAACAAUGAUGAUGGAAAAAGAGAUAUGUUACUUUCAAUAGCUUCACACGCAUCAUCAUUUCUUAUUGAUGGUUAUUUGACUUCAGGUUUAACUUUAAUGUUUGUAACUUAUCAUAUAGCUGAUAAUCCUGAUGUCCAAAAUAAACUUCGAAAAGAAAUAAAAGAAACAUUGAAUAAAUAUAACAAUGAAAUUACUUAUGACGCUAUUCAAGAUCUCAAAUACAUGGAUUUAGUUAUUAAAGAAUCGAUGAGAAUGUUACCAGUAACAGCUAUUUUACAAAAAGUUUGCACCCAAGAAUUUAAAUUUGUCGGAUUUGACAAUGUCGAAUGUACUGUAAAACCAGGUACUAAAAUUAUAAUACCACUACAAGAAGUACAGAAAGAUGAAGAGUACUGGCAAGAUUCAGAUAAAUUUGAUCCAGAAAGAUUCAAUGAUGAAAAUAAAUCUAAUCAACAUAAAUUUGUUUAUCUGCCUUUUGGAGCAGGCCCCAGAGUAUGUGUUGGACAGAGAAUGGCAUUGCUACAAAUGAAAGGUGCUCUUACUGUUUUACUUGACAACUUUUCACUUGAAAUUUCACAAAAAACAAAGCAGCCUCUUGUUUGGUCUCGUAGUUCUAUGUUCAAUUUACCCGAAGAUGGAAUUUGGAUAAACAUCAAGCCUUUAACAGUGUCAAAAAUGGAUAGUAAUUUUUCAUAUACAAUUGUUUUGACAAUCAUCGUUAGUUUAAUAUUCAUAAUUUAUUAUUAUUUGAUGGAAAAACAAAAGCAUUGGGAAAAACGUGGAGUACCAGUUAUCAAAAGUAGUGUACCAUAUAUUGGAAAUGUUUGGCCAGUUUUUUCUAUGCGUAAAGGUAUGGGCCAAUUAUAUAAAGAAUUUUACAAAUCAACAUCUCAAUAUAGUAUGGUUGGUCUAUAUAAUAUUGGUGAGCCAGAAUUAUUGAUAAGAGAUCCAGAAUUAAUAAAAAUAGUAUUACAAACAAAUUUUUCAAGCUUUGAUAAAAAUGUCGCAGAAAUAGAUCCUAAAUUGGAUCCAUUACUAAGCCGUAAUCCAUUUUUUUUGCAAGGUGAAAAAUGGAAACAAGAACGUUCAAUUCUAACAAAUAAUAUGUCAAGUGGAAAAUUAAAAAAUAUGUCUCUGUCAGUACGUGAUGUUUGUAUUGAAUUUAAAAAUUAUAUAAAUAAAGAAAUAAAAUCAAGUGGUGAUGGUAAGUCAAUUGAAGUUGACGCACAAGAAUUAUUUGCACGUUUUACAUCUGCAUUUAUUGCAAAGGCUGGUUUUGGAAUUGAUGGUAAUUGUUUCUCCAAUCAAUCAGAUAGUUUUUUUGUAAUAGCUAAAACAAUGUUCAAUCCAACAUCACUUGAUGCAUUCAAAAUUAUGAUUGUAUCAAUUUUUCCAUCAUUGAAUAAUAUUAUUAAAACGCAUUUUUUACCACCAAAAAUAGAUGAUUACUUUUGUGGCAUUGUUAACGAUAUUUUAGAAUCACGAAAAAAAAAUUAUACUUGGGGUAAUGAUUUUGUACAACAUUUAAGUGAUACAUAUAAAUAUAAUGAAUCUAACAACAAUGAUGAUGAAAAAAAAGAUAUAUUAAUUUCAAUAGCUGGGCACGCAUUAUCAUUUCUUAUUGAUGGUUAUUUCACUUCAAGUUUGACAUUAACGUAUAUAACUUAUUAUAUUGCUAAAUAUCCUGAUGUUCAGAAUAAAGUUCGUAAAGAAAUAAAAGAAACAUUGAAUAAAUAUAAUAAUGAAAUAACUUACGACGGUAUUCAAGAACUCAAAUACAUGGAUUUGGUUAUUAAAGAAUCGAUGAGAAUGUUACCAGUAACAUCUAUUUUACAAAAAAAGUGUACUAAAGAUUUUAAAUUUGUUGGAUUUGACAAUGUCGAGUGUACUGUCAAACCAGGUACUAAAAUUACAAUACCACUGGAAGAAAUGCAGAAGGAUGAAAAGUACUGGCAAGAUCCAGAUGAAUUUGACCCAGAAAGAUUCAAUGAUGAAAAUAAAUCUAAUCAACAUAAAUUUGUUUAUCUGCCUUUUGGAGGGGGCCCCAGAAUAUGUGUUGGACAGAGAAUGGCAUUGCUACAAAUAAAAGGUGCUCUCACUGUUUUACUUGACAACUUUUCACUUGAAAUUUCACAAAAAACAAAACAACCUCUUGUUUGGACUCAUAAUUCUGUACUCAAUAUACCUGAAGGUGGAGUUUGGAUAAACAUCAAGCCUUUAUAAUAUCUAGAUUUAUACAUCUGUCCAAACAACUGCGAUUAAAAAAAAUUACAGCUACUUCACGAUUAGAUUAGUCGUGUAUUAUCUUUCUUUUGCUACUAAAAGAUUAUGUAUAAUAUCACAACGUUGAUAACUUUUUUUUUUGUAUAAAUA
Messenger RNA from Microplitis mediator, 3409 nucleotides. RefSeq lists its product as uncharacterized. The record is from RefSeq and is a predicted model, not a curated record. Lineage: Eukaryota; Metazoa; Arthropoda; Insecta; Hymenoptera; Braconidae. Gene Ontology annotation, molecular function: monooxygenase activity; heme binding; iron ion binding. The coding region runs from base 155 to 3259 and encodes 1034 amino acids. The transcript is spliced from 2 exons.